AUGGUUCCGCGAGUUCCUAUUUUACAGCACUUGUGUGUGUUCAUAGCAAAAGUGGCCAAAAUUCGGCGAAAACAGCGCAAGAGUGAUAAAGCAUUCGUGCCGCAGCCGUUUUCCAAACGAACGAAAACAAAAGAGAAUAGUGUUGAUAGUACUACAAGCGUAAUUAGCAUAACAAGCAGCAGCAGCAGCACCCACAGUGGUAGCGUCGUCGUUGCCGGCGGCCUAAACAACACCAGCAGCAACAACAAACGAUUUUACCCAGGGACGGGAGCGGGCCGGGGAACGGCCGAAAACGAAACAGCGGCAGAAGCAGCAGCAGAUUCAGUAGCAGCAGCAAAAACAACAACAACAACAAAGGCAUCGGCAAAGUCAGCUGCCGGCCGGUGUGUGGCGACAGAGGAAAACGAAACUGUUGCUAGAAGUGGGCGUGGCAGAGGUGUUGAGAGGGGGAAAGACGACAAAGACGAAGCAACCGGCAGCGAGAGCGACGGCGGAGCAAAGCUAACAAAGGGCCCACUGAAUGCGGCGUAUUUGUCGGCCUGUUUGCGCACAGUCCAAAAGCUUGCUAUUGAACUUGACGUCAGCGUUGACGCCAAGAGCGUCGCUAGCAGGGAGAGGGAGGCGAGCGGUGUCAUGUCGGAGACAGGCUGCCGGCAUUAUCAGAGCUACUUGAAGGAGCACGGAUAUGAUACAUACCGGGUCAUCGAUGCUUAUUUUUCUGCCUGCGUGAACAAAGAUGCGCGUUUGAAGAAGGCCAUACACUGCUACUGCUUCGAGUGCGGCAGCGCCAGCAUCCAGCUAUACGCCUGCCUGCACUGCAUCUACUUUGGCUGCCGGGGCUCACACAUCCACAGCCAUCUGCGGGCAAAGAAACACCAUGUGGCCCUGGAGCUGUCCCAUGGAACGCUUUACUGCCAUGCGUGUCGCGACUUUAUUUACGACUCGCGCAGCCGUGAGUACGCGCUGAUCAACCGGAAGCUGGAGGCCAAGGAUCUGCAGAAGAGCCUGGGGUGGCAGCCGUGGAUACCUUCGGCCAAGGACUCGAACCUGCUGCUGGCCAAUCCACGACGCCGGCUAGUGCGGCCCAAUCAGACGAUCGGGCUGAGGGGACUCCUCAAUCUGGGGGCCACCUGCUUCAUGAACUGCAUUGUCCAGGCCUUGGUACACACCCCACUGCUGAGCGACUACUUUAUGUCGGACCGGCAUGACUGCGGCAAGUCCUCGCACAAGUGUCUGGUCUGCGAAGUGUCGCGUCUCUUCCAGGAGUUCUAUUCGGGCUCCCGUUCGCCGCUGUCGCUGCAUCGCCUAUUGCAUUUAAUCUGGAACCAUGCCAAGCACCUGGCAGGUUACGAGCAGCAGGAUGCGCACGAGUUCUUCAUUGCCACGCUGGAUGUGCUGCAUCGGCAUUGCGUCAAGGCCAAGGCGGAGCACGAGAGCAAGAGCAAUAGCUCUAGCUCGGGUAGCGGCACCAAUUCAACCAGCUCCUCGACUUCCAGCUACGGACAGUGCAACUGCAUCAUCGACCAGAUCUUCACGGGCAUGCUGCAGAGCGACGUGGUGUGCCAGGCCUGCAAGGGCGUGUCCACCACAUUCGAUCCCUUCUGGGACAUUUCGCUGGACCUGGGCGAGACCACGACGCACGGUGGUGUAACGCCCAAGACGUUGAUCGACUGCCUGGAGCGGUACACGCGGGCCGAGCAUCUAGGCUCCGCGGCGAAGAUAAAAUGCUCCACCUGCAAGUCCUACCAGGAGUCCACCAAGCAGUUCAGCCUACGGACUCUGCCCAGCGUGGUCUCUUUUCAUCUGAAGCGCUUUGAACACUCGGCGCUGAUCGAUCGCAAGAUCUCCUCGUUCAUCCAGUUCCCCGUCGAGUUCGAUAUGACGCCCUUCAUGUCCGAGAAGAAGAAUGCCUACGGCGACUUUCGCUUCUCCCUGUACGCGGUGGUCAAUCACGUGGGCACCAUCGACACUGGCCACUACACGGCGUAUGUGCGGCAUCAGAAGGACACGUGGGUAAAGUGUGAUGAUCAUGUGAUAACUAUGGCAUCGCUCAAACAGGUGCUGGACAGCGAGGGCUAUUUAUUGUUUUACCAUAAAAACGUGCUGGAAUACGAGUAGAGAGGGCAUCCAUAGAGACUGCAUCCCCCGGAACACACACACACAAACAGAAACACUACACACCCAUAGGCACAUACAAUUAGCAUAACGAAUACACACACCCAAAACAAAACCGACAAGGCCGCGGCAGCGCUAACAAUUUAAGAAAUAAUUUAAAGAAAAAGUAAAUCAACUUCUAAGUAAGCCCGCGAUUGAACAAUAGGAGGGAAAAAUCAAAACCUUUGUGUGCCCAAAACUCUUUAAUGUGUAAUCUGUAUCAAUCCUGGCAAUACCCUUAUUGUUCUAAGUAUUUCAAAAUCCAUAAUACUAAAAACUAAACAAAUGCUAAACAACAUUCUGCUUAUGUACAUACAAACGAGUCA
Molecule: messenger RNA, 2480 nt
Organism: Drosophila persimilis
Lineage: Eukaryota; Metazoa; Arthropoda; Insecta; Diptera; Drosophilidae
Gene: not
Product: ubiquitin carboxyl-terminal hydrolase nonstop
Exons: 6
Coding region: 1-2118 (705 amino acids)
Biological process (GO): protein deubiquitination
Molecular function (GO): zinc ion binding; cysteine-type deubiquitinase activity
Source: RefSeq, a predicted model, not a curated record